CUGUACGGUGGCGCUUUCCCGCAUCCCAAACCGAACAGCCGCUUAACUGGAAAAACCCUAAACCCUUGCGCCAUCUUUCAUGGGCGGUUGGUCCGCAUAAACCUUUGACGUCCACCGUUCUCCACCCUGCGGCAACACCUCUUUCGAAUCUUUUCUUCAGUUUCCCGAAAUAUUUUUGAAGGAACCUAUAGAUAUUUCAAGUACUGAACAAGAAUGGCGACUUCAAUAGCUUCGCAGUUACAGGCACUCAAGUCAGUGGUAAAAGUCGACACUGAGCCGCCCAAGAAACCCUUUACUCGACCUUCUAUUCUAUUUAAUCCCAAAGAUGCUGCGGACAUCGACAUCGACACCAUUUUUAGCCUUGCUCUCUCCGGUUUGGAGAUUCUAAUUAGUAAAGAAGAGAGGUUUCGGAACUACAAGAGUACAUUAUUCGGUCACAAGAGUAGGGAGUUGGACAGGGAGCUAAUGGGUAUUGACAAAAAUAAUCAAAUUAAUAAUGACAUUUCUUCAUAUUUGAGGUUAUUGUCUGACCAUUUUGAAUUGGUCGCUGCUCGAAGGACACUUGAGUACUUGAUACGUAGAUACAAGAUUCAUAUCUACAACGCAGAAGAACUGAUUUUAUGCACUUUGCCGUACCAUGAUACCCAUGAGUUUGUUCGAAUUUUGCAAUUAAUUGAUACAGGAAAUGGUAGAUGGAACUUUCUGGAUGGUGUCAAAGCAUCAGGUGCACCACCACCUAGGAAGGUUAUUGUGCAACAGUGCAUGCGGGAUCUGGGCGUUUUGGAUGCCAUUUCUGAAUAUGCAAGGCCAAAGAAGAUUCAACCAAAGAUUGCUGCUGAUUUUUGUACCGCAAUUAUGAUGGAGGUUCUGGGCUCAUUGCCAGCUGUUAACAGUGAUGCUCUGAGGAUAAUUCUUCAAUAUGUUCUUUCUAGACUUGAAUCCAGUCCCAAAGAGAAACUGCAACAGAAGGCAGGGGCACUGAUGAUUGUUGGUUUACUGGCCCAAAAAGUGGCAUUAGCUCGUGAACCUCGUAGAGCGUUGAUUCGCUUGGUCGUUGUUGUUGCUCAAGACUGUGCAAAACAGGCAAAUGAUUUGCAAUGGGUUCGCAUGUCAUUGAUGGCGUUGAUUAAUAUCAUUCAGUUGCAAAGUCUGAAGGAGAUUCCCAGGAACAGUGUUGAUAUCCUUGUAAAAAUCAGAUGUAUUUCAGAGGUUCUUGGUGGACUGACUGAGGAGUUCAAUAUUGACAAGUUCCUGACUGUUUUCCUGGACUCCCUUCUUCAGUACAGUUCUGAGUACAGUUUUGCUGACCAGAACUACCAUUGCACUUUGAUUUCAUUAUUGGAGUCCAUUCCUUUGAAAUUCCAUGUUGAUCAUGUGGUCUCCAAACUGCUGGAAGUAUGCUCAACUAUAUCCAAAAAGAUGGAUCAGUCAAAUGUUUCGGAAUCAGUGGGAAGCCAACCUAAGGAAAUUCUAGUUUCUCUAUAUAAAAAAUAUCCCAUGGAGCUACGCCAAGCUAUUCACAAGAUUCUUCAGGAUACUGAAGUGCAAUCUGGAAAAGAUGGAUCAAAACAUGAAAUCCUUUCCAGGAUUUUAGAUGGAGAUGGUGAUUUCUCAUUAGAAUUUCCUGAUUCAAAAACUUGGUUUGCGCUCGAACAUCCAAAGGCCGAGGUACGCCGUUCUGCAGUGUUGGGGUUGGAUGCAGGUGGAAUUCUGAGAUAUAAGGCUGUUAAUUCGAAGAUGUUCGACAUUGUUCAAGAUGCAGUACUGCGUCGACUUCAAGAUGAUGAUCUGGCUGUUAUUCAAGCAGCUUUAAAUGUGCAGAGUCUAGAUCACAUGAUAAGUCCUUCAAUUCUUCUUGGCACCAUCCAGAGUGUGCUUAGUAGAUGCGUUAAAAUUUUGUUGAUGGGUGCAUCUAAUGAAGCAUCUAUAGCCAGUGAAGUUGCUGUGUCAUGCUUGCAGCUAGCAAUCACAAGUUUUAAAGAUCAAGAUGAAUACAUGAAACCUCUAGCAACAAUGAUUUUUCCUCUAGUUCUUAUCCUACCAAAGACACAAAGAGUGAAUUUGAAAGCUUUGGAACUAGCCAAGGGAUUGAAGUGGCCUUUCUAUAGGAAUCUAAUCGGUCUUUCCUCGUCAAAGGAGAAAUUUGGACUUGAGCGUAUAUCUUCAGUAAAUUUGGAUAAUAUCGGCAAGUUAGCAGAAAAUUUUCGGAUGCACCAUGAAGAGUUGAUACCUUGGCUUUUGGAAUGCUCCAGUAGAUUCCAGCUAUCAAAAACAUUGCUCUUUUUAAUCCUUUUGCAAUCAUUUAUGGUUCCAAAACUAGAUUUUGCUCAGUUUUCUGCAUUAUAUGAUGCCUUGUUUCCAAUCCUUCAACAUGAGUGGGAAAUGUUGGAAUCAACUGGGAAUGUUGCUUUUGCAGAAGCGUCCAAUUUAAGAAUGCUAGAUGGGGAUUGCAGAAUGUUUGUCGAGCGUCUAUUUGACAGCAGCGUCAAUGAGUUGGCUUCUGAGAUCCUAGUUUGUUUAUUUUGGAGAUUGGUGGAGGCAUUUGUUACUGCAGCACCUGACGCUGAUAAAAAUGCAAUAUGGUUAUGCAAGCUUAAGAACCUUUAUGUAUUCUUUGCAUCUCAGUCAAGUCAACUUUUCAAGAAGCACCUUACUCACCUUGUCACCAAGUGCAAAUCCUCGUUGUCUGAGUUUCUCCCAAAGUUGUUCACUGAAGAAGGGGUUUCUUCACGAGUCCAAGUUGAGAGUCUUCAUUCCUUCGUGCAUCUUUCUUCUCAGUCAGAUGAGAAUUUAGGAAUUCAAGUGCUUGCUGAAUUUCCUUCUGUUCUUGUCCCUCUGGCUAGUAAUGAUCAGGAUGUAAGGAUGGCCGCCAUUAGUUGCAUUGAAGGAUUAUUUACAGUGUGGUCACGUGUUAACCCCUCUGGAUGUAAAAAUGGAAACAGUGCUGUUUGGGUUUACUUUCUUGGGGAGUUCUUCAGCCUGGUGGUUCAGCAGAAGAAGCUAAUAUUAUCAGACCAGAAUGUUCUUCCAUCUAUUUUCAAGUCUUUGUUCAGCUCCUCUACUGAUAACCUUUUAGUGCAACCGAAUAUUGGAAAGAGGUUUGAUGCGUCGACAAAGGGUGACUUCUUGGUUUUCUUGUUAGGCUCGGCAUUAGGGCUUCCUGCCUUUGCAAAGGUUGGAUAA
Messenger RNA from Coffea arabica (coffee), 3183 nucleotides. The record is from RefSeq and is a predicted model, not a curated record. NCBI's taxonomy places the organism in Eukaryota, Viridiplantae, Streptophyta, Magnoliopsida, Gentianales, Rubiaceae.